This is a messenger RNA of Encephalitozoon cuniculi GB-M1, 942 nucleotides long. RefSeq lists its product as uncharacterized. The coding region runs from base 1 to 942 and encodes 313 amino acids. Gene Ontology annotation, molecular function: protein binding. The record is from RefSeq and is marked provisional. NCBI's taxonomy places the organism in Eukaryota, Fungi, Microsporidia, Unikaryonidae. The transcript has a single exon.
AUGGACAGCGAGGUGUAUACUGUGGAUCUGAAUCCAAGAGGGAGUAUGGUGGCAUAUGGGGGAGGAAACGACAGAUGCACUGUAAUGGAUCUAGAAACAGGAGACGUCGUCAGCAUAGUGGAGAACUUCGGCGACUCUGUGAUAUUCUGCAAGUUCAUAGACGGCGAAAAGCUCCUUGUCGGGUCUUUGGAUGGAACUAUAUCGCUGAUGACUCUGGAGGAGGAAAUCAACAAUGUCUCUGUGAACGAGGACAUUUCAAAGAUAAAGGUGGAUAAGGAUAAGCUGCUGGUUGGAACGACCAGGGGGAAUGUGCACCUGUUCAGCCUUGACCUGUGCAUUCAGAACGUUUGCAUUGGCCAGUACAGCGAGAUACAGGAUAUGUGCUACGAAAGCGGGAGGGCAUAUACUCUCAGCGAAACCAACUUCAUGGUAUUCGAUGCUGAGAGCCACCGGAAGCUUAUGGAUCUGCAUGUGAGGGGCGGGUCGGCCAUCGGCAAGAUGCCCUCGAGUGACGUAGUCUGCCUGGGGCUAGAGGGAUGCAUUGUGGUACGCAAAAACGCACAUCUUCUGGGGAGGAUCGAGGUUGAUGGAAGUCCGGAGUGCAUCCUGUACAUGAACAACUACUUCAUUGUUGGGGGAGACUUCGACUACAUACUCUUGAUCAACAUGCCCAUGAGCAUGCGCACAUUCAAGAUUCCUGUUGGAGUGGAGGGGAUAUCAGGCAUAAGAGGAGAUGGAGAGAACCGCAUUGCAUUCAGUACAUGCAAUGGAGCUGUCGGGUAUGGAGACAUAAGGGACGAAAAGAGCUUCAAGCUUAUCGAAGGAGGAGUAGGGUGUAUUUUCGACAUGUGUUUCAAGGGCGACACGAUAUAUGUUGGAGGGGAGCACGGAUUUAAUGCCCUUGACAUAAGGAAAAUCGAGGAGAUUCCACGGGAAGAGUAG